AAAACAAAGCUUAGAUUAGAUGCAAAAUAAUACUUUCCUGGCAGUAAGCAGUGAGUUUUUGGAAGAUUGUUCAUCUCCAGCUUCCUAUCAAAAGAUAAAAUGGAACCCAUAGCUAAAGCAGACCGCGAAGUUGAUUGUUCCAAAUUAACAAGUCGCGGUCAGGAGGUGUUCCCGAUAGUGACGCUGCGAUGGACAAAGUCGUGUAUCAAUUGGCCUAAAGUAUUAGAUGUUGUGCCUGUCACGGCUUAGGAUGUUAAAAGGGCUUUAUUUCUGGUGUUAUGGUUCAGUUAUCCAAUAAAAGAGCUGAUGUCUCCAGUACAAAAUGGUUUAACAGGAGUAUGAAAUCAAAUAUUGACGAGCAGCCAGAAGAACAGCUGUUCUCCACGUUCAGACCUUGUGAACAUGAGAGUUGCACGACUGGAGAUUGCAAAUUAUUCAAACUUUAAAGCAAACGAUAAGAGUGACGCUUCCCAGAGCUUUUACUUCAUCGGGUCAAUGAGGUAUUAAGGAUGAGUAGUAUUAAAACUUUUGCAACUAAAACUAGCGACUCUGGGAGAGUAUUUCAGAGUUUUUACCGCUUUCUAUUCGCGAAACGUUGCUAGAUGUGUCUACUGUGAAUGCGGAACCGAUUGGGAAAAUCGCCUUUUCGCGUUUAAUUCUUUGAGAGAGUGUUAUGAAUUAUAACUUUUGAAUGGAUGCAGUUAUCAAAAGGCCCAGCUAGAUUCCAGAAAAUGGAUUGCAAUGAAGAAAUUAGGCUACCAUUGGAGGUGCAGCUAUGGUUUUUAGAGCAGUCAGGAUACUUUUUAAAGGCGAGAUUGGAUGACAGAAAGUACGAAGCUGCCUGUGUUUUGUUUGAGCGAGUUCUUUGUGGCUACAUCAAACGCGAGCUGAAAGGAAAGCUUCAAGUUGUGUACAGCGAUCUUAUUCGCCUGUUGGAGCACAUCCAUCGGUGGGACUUUGUCAAGGCUGCUUGUCAAGGCUGCUUGUCCAUAUGUUAUUCAGUGCACUGCUCAAAUCCUUGCUAA
Molecule: messenger RNA, 1025 nt
Organism: Rhopilema esculentum
Lineage: Eukaryota; Metazoa; Cnidaria; Scyphozoa; Rhizostomeae; Rhizostomatidae
Source: RefSeq, a predicted model, not a curated record